This is a messenger RNA of Anisakis simplex (herring worm), 225 nucleotides long. Lineage: Eukaryota; Metazoa; Nematoda; Chromadorea; Rhabditida; Anisakidae. The record is from the annotation of a GenBank genome assembly.
AUGCGAUCAUUCUGUGUACUGUUGGUUGUUGGAUCGUUACUGGUGGCUGUGUGCUUCUGUCGACCACCGACACCCGAAGAAGUGAAGGAGCACGAGCUGAUCGAUUACUUCAACGAUUACGAUACCCUACCGAACAUCUCGUUGAUCCCGGACAGCUGGAAGGAAAGUGUGAAAAAAGAGAGAAUGCGCUACUUGCAAAUGUUACAGCAGCAAGCAUUCAAGUGA